Aspergillus steynii IBT 23096 is the source of this 1859-nucleotide messenger RNA. RefSeq names its product Zn(II)2Cys6 transcription factor. Bases 146 to 1759 code for a protein of 537 amino acids. Lineage: Eukaryota; Fungi; Ascomycota; Eurotiomycetes; Eurotiales; Aspergillaceae. The record is from RefSeq and is a predicted model, not a curated record. Gene Ontology annotation, biological process: regulation of DNA-templated transcription; DNA-templated transcription. Gene Ontology annotation, molecular function: zinc ion binding; DNA-binding transcription factor activity, RNA polymerase II-specific; DNA binding. The transcript has 4 exons.
AAUCGUUCCAUGGAAUGAAUCGCCUCUGGAUUCAUCCCCACGCUGUCUUCUUCUCUUCGCUGCUGUCCAUAAUAAAAGAUGACGAUCCUCCCGUGGCCUCCUCCGUCGCCCGUAGAGUGGUCUCUCGCCUAUCCCAAGCCCAACCAUGCAGAACACCUCCAGAUCCUCGCCCCGUCAGCCCUCGUCGCUGGCAUGCGUCCCCUGCCGGCGACGACACCUGAAAUGUGACUCGCUCAUGCCCGUUUGUAGUCGCUGUCAGACCUCGGAUCUCGAGUGUCGCUAUGUGCGCUCCCGUCGGGGGAUGCGCAGCAAACCGGACAACCCGCCGUCGCCCUUAUUCAACCACGACGUGCCUUUGUUUGACGCGGAUGCCUUUUCCAAUUGGCUCAAUAACACCACCCUCCCCCCAGACCUGGAUGCAGGCGAAGCGCUGUUCCAGUCGCUCGGCACGCCUCAAACCUUCGACAUGCCGAGUUUGACCGACGAUGCAAUCAGUUGGCCGGAGCCAGAGCAACUGUCCACCCCGGGAGUAGCCUAUGAUCCCAUGAUCCAGCUAUAUUACCAAAAUUUUCACCGGUCGCACCCCCUCCUGGUCCCAAGAAAGGCGCUGGCGUCCCACCUGUGUGACCGCAUUCCUGCCUAUCUUUUGUCCAUCAUGCGCUACAUCGGCGCCCACUUCUACCCUGACCCAGCUUUUAAGGAAGAGUUCCGAGGGUCGGCCUAUGCGAUCUUUGCGGAUUCCACCGUGCGAGAUGGAUUCAAAGUUCAAGGUAUGCUGUUGCUCGCGAUUGUCGAGCAUGCACACGGUCAGGACGAGAGUGCCCAUCGAACGAUGCAGGCCGCCAUCGAUCUGGCCUUGGAUCUAGGCAUGCAUCGCUCCAGCUUUGCCCUCGAGAACUCGAAAGGAGACUUCAUGAUGGAGGAGAGCUGGUGCAGGACGUUCUGGGAACUCUACGUCGUCGACGGACUAUUAGCCACCAUGAGAGACCAAAGUUCAUUUCGGCUAUGUCGCCAACGAACAGAUGUCCGAUUGCCUUGUGCGGAAGAUGCUUAUACCUCCGGGAUCGCCCCAAUGUCGAUACGACAGACUCUGAACGAUCUCGAACGCAGCUGGUCCUUCGGACAGGGCCACUGCCCAUCAUCGUUUGCAUAUCGCAUCCAUGCCGUCCAAACCCUGGGAAAGGUCAUGGAAGUGAACCGGUCGCUCGAUAUGGAUAUGGAGGCACGCAUCGAGACCGUCGAUGCCAGCCUUGCAUCUUCCUUAAUGCGAUUACCUUCGUCCCAGGGGUCGGGAUACGACAGCUCUGACUUUGACGAACUGCUAUUCCAGGCUGAGAUGAUCACCUAUAUUGGACUGAUAUACCUCCAUCAUCCGCGCUCCAGCAUGCGCUUCGCCUCCUUCAACGGCCGAACCUCAUGCGCUCGGCUACGAGCCGCUCGCGAGACCAAUUCCGGCUCCGCAGAUCUAGACCCUCACUCUCAGAAGUUUCUGCGAGCAGCAGACCACCUAUCUAACCUAGCCACGCUGCCCAAUCCCAUCCAAAGCCGAACCCCCUUCUUCACAUGCGCUCUAGCCAUCUGCAUCGUUGUCCACACGGCCGCCUCCCUGGUGGUUCCAUCUGCCGGGAAGGUGGAGUCUCUCAAGGCGCGCAUCCAGCUGGGAUUCGGCGGGCUGAAUGUGCUCGGGAAGGUGUGGCCCCUGGCCAAGACGGUGAGGCAGCAGAUGGUGGAUAUGUAUCAGGAAGUGGGGCUGCGUUGAGGGACGAUGUCUUGAUGAUUCGUUCUCUCUAUCUCUCUCUCUUGCCCUGGUGGAAUGCUAGCGAGUCGGGUUAGCAUGGAGCCGGGUAAUUACUUUCAUU